Condylostylus longicornis is the source of this 1170-nucleotide messenger RNA. RefSeq names its product cilia- and flagella-associated protein 53-like. Bases 1 to 1170 code for a protein of 389 amino acids. The record is from RefSeq and is a predicted model, not a curated record. The transcript has 3 exons. NCBI's taxonomy places the organism in Eukaryota, Metazoa, Arthropoda, Insecta, Diptera, Dolichopodidae.
AUGGCAGACAUCCUGAAUUCAUUUCAUGACACAACCUAUAAAAAAUAUCUUUUUAAUCAUAUUAAAAAUAUUGUAGGUAUUGCUAAAGAAUCUUAUCAAAAAGAUUUACAAAAAAAACGUCAACGUCUUAAAGAGCUUUUAGAGGCAGAAGAUUUAGCAUAUGAAAAUGAAAUUCGUAUUAUGUUGCAAGGUAAAUUAGAUGAAGCAAUAAGUCAACGUCAACAAGCACUACUACAUAUACAUAAUGAGAAAAUUCAUCAGGAUAAAGAAUUUAAAGCACGUAAAAGAGCCCAACAACUUAUUGAAAAUUCUGAUAAAAUUCGUUCAAUAUUAAGUGAAAAACUAUUAAAAGAAGCUAAAGCAUGUAAUUUAGCUCAAAUUGAAGAGAAAAUACAUCGAAAAAUUGAAGAAGAUCAAAUGGAUUUAUUAUGGUUAAAUGCUCAAAAUAAUUUAUUGAAAAUGGCUAAUAAAAAUCAAGACUUUGAAGAUAGAACAAGAAAAGAAAUUGGUUUAAUUGAUCAAAAUAUUCUUUUACAACAAAUGAGUGAGAAAAAUUCCAAAUAUCAAGAUAAUAAAAUUCCAGAAUGUCAGCCAGCCGGUACCGGAUCUAUAUUCUAUAAGCGUCCAGAUGAAGAAGAUUUAAAAACUAUACAAAGACAAAAAAAUAUUGAAAAUCAAAAGGAUUUACUUAAAUAUCAAGCUUUACGACAAAAAUUAAUUGAUGAAAGUUUAGAAGCCGAGAAACGUUUUAAUGAGGCAAUCAACCAAUACAUUGAUAAAGCGUUACGAGAAGAAGAAGAACAAUUAGAAGCUGAAAAUGCUUUAAUAGAAAAUCAGCAUGCUGAAUUUGAUUGUAAAUUAGUAAAAGAACAUCAAAAAUAUUUACAAAAUCAUGAAUUACUAUUGAGACAUAUGAAAGAUGUUGAAGAGAAAGAAGCUAAAAGAAAAGAAAAAUGUAGAAAAUACGGUGAGGAAUUACGAGCACAAGCUGCUAACCAUACAAUUGAUGCAUAUCAACGCAUACUCAAAGACCAAGAAGAAACUAGAAAAUUUAUUACUGAAAGGGAAGUUGAAGAUAACAUCGCUUUACAAUUGUUAUCUAAUGAUGAAAAAGCUACAAGAACUCAUCCUAAUUGGCGCUUAAUUGAUUGUGAAUGCAAAAAAUCGUAA